GGAGGAGGAGGAGGAGACCGGGGCUGGGUUUGUUACUGUCAUUGGGUUUACAGUUGCUCGAAACACCGCAGUGUCGCUUCCUCCUUCCUCCUCCAGACGCAGGUCCAGGUAGCGGCGCUGAGGACGCACCUGGAUGUGGCUCCUGUGAACGUUGUUUCACGGCCUGUUACGAGGUGUCAGCGGGUCCAUGUUAUUAUCUCACAGAGACGUCGAGCCGGUCAUACAGGGCCGGUAAUCUCAUUUAAGGCCCAAGCCUUGGAGUCGACUCUCCAACGCUUGUUUUGAAAACAAAAGAACCGAGGGCAAAAGAAAGAAGCUCCGUAAUUCAUGCGCCGUUUUGUCUCCUGAGCAAGAUGAGUACAGACAGACCCAAACGGAAUAUCAUCAAGAAAAAAUAUGACAUCAGCGACGUGAUGCCGUGGCGUGAAGAGCGUCUGAUCCGGAAAGUUCUUUUCCUCUCCCUCAGGGAAUUCAGAGACAAACACCGCGCCGCGCACCAACACAUACACAAGCGCGCGCACAAACGCCCGUCAAAGAACAUACUCCUGCACGAUCCGCAAAAGACACAGAAAAACGCAAGGAAGCAUGUGCACACGCCACAACACAGAGUCGCCUGCCGACCGCCAAACGCGCACAUACAGAAAAACCUACACGCUGCACAGAACAUACGCAUUUCAGAACACCUGCGCCCUCACGAGAGCACAAAGAGACAGCAGAAAGUUGACAUACCUCAGGCCUCACACUCGCCAAAAACUAAAUGUCCCCACGUGCUGCAGAACGCGCCGUCAAAAGUGUCCACAGGGAAAGACAAACAGGCUUCGCAGCACGCGCCCCUUAAACAGGCGUACAUGCUACAGAAGAGUUCUUUAUCGAACAGGACGCUACGCUCACACAAAACACAAAACACACAGUCGCUGGUGGACUCGAAAUACAAAGAAACGGCCAAACACGCGUACACCACCAGGCACAGACACUCGGUAAAAAGCAGCCACGCGCCUGAGGACACGCAGACGCUGCUGACGUCGCCGCCUCGAGCCAGAACUCUGAGGUCACAGGCUACGACAGGACCCAGCGGUUCUCUGGUUAACGGCAUGAGCCGGUGUCGGCCCCUCCUGCCCGGUGGUCCGAGCUGUAUCUGGUCCUUACAAACACGGCCUCAGCGGCGCCACCACCCUGCCGCCAUCCACCGCGACAAGAGCGAACCUGCGAACAAGAGGAGCAUAAGAUUUAUUCCAGGACCGUUGUAUUUGGCUAGAUCAACACCAGUCUGUGUGUGUGCGUGCAGACCACGUCUGCAAGCGCAGCGGAAGUUUGCCCAGUCCCCCGCCAGCUCCCCCGGACCAACAGUCUUGAUGUCGUCGGCACAAGGCAACCACCACACCCACAACCUGGCUGUGGUCACCUGUCUGACCCGACGACGGCCCAAGACGGAGGACUUCCUGUCUUUUCUCUGCUUGAGAGGUUCAUCAGCGUUGCCCCGUAACAUGGCUUUCUUAGCGGGUAAACGAGAGGACAAACCAGCCGACUGUCAGCCUCUUACUUCCUGGCUUUCCACCAAUCACAAGGCUGCAGCAGCGGGGAGGAACUUUAACAUGUUCAGUAGAACAUCAGUGAAGCCAGACUCGAGGUCUCUGAGGUCUACGGGCUCAGCAGUGGUCGACUCCUUCUGUCCUCUGACGGUGAAAGCACAGAGGAGCAGGGAGAGGACGGAUGGAGCGGAGAAACAGCAGAAGAGGAAGAGGGAGGGAGUGGAGGAGGACAGGAAAGAGGGAGGCGAGAGGCACCUCCUGAGACCAAGGCAGCUCUCCCUACAGGUUGCCAUGGUGACCAGAAUCACCGAACAAAGAGCCGCCUGCGUCGGUUCGGUCGCGCCGUUAAAGCCCAGGAUCGGCGUCGGCCGGCUGUGCACACGGACUAGCGCCGCCUGCAAACCGGGACGCCACCCCCAAGGGAGACCCCCCCAAGAAACCAGCAACAAACACCUCUGCCAGCUGCCUCAGAAACGGCACGUUUCCCUCGACCGCCAGUCCGUCUCUGGCUUCUAUAGCAACUCCAAGACCCACGGUGGCCUCCAGAACCUGGGGAGAAAUUCACGCCAGGCUCAGGCUCGAUUAGCGUCGACUAACGGCUCGUUUGCGAGACGGCUAAACGAUAAUCCCGGGGCCCAGAGGUUGUCUAGAAGAAGGCGAGGCCUCCCACCGGACAUCAGCCCGACCCUCGGAAGUCAGGGUCAUUUGGACAACACAUCAAAAAGUUACAGGACAUUGCAGUACAAAGAUGGCGAUGGCUUGUUGGAGAGCCAUAUUGGUGAGAUCCCACAGAAUGAAGGAAACCGUGACGAAGACGUCGGACGCCAUGUGGAUAACCCCACUGUCGGCCAUGAUGAUACGCAACUUACACAAGACGAAUGUGCUGAGGAGGUGAAACUAGAGGGAGACACUUUACUUAAUGGCAAAGACCUACAACACAACGGCAACGUAGGAACGUUAAAUACGGCGAUAAGCGAGGAGAUUUUAGACCCCUCUCAAGAAAAGUUUAGCUUUUCUGAGGUCAUCACCAGCUGUGACAUCACACCUGUUAGUGAGGUCAUAUGCAAACACAUGAGACAAAAAACACUAAGGAAGACACAGACCACUGCCAUCUCAAAGCCAGUUACCAGGACCGUUGAUAUUAUUAGGCCCGUUGCCAGAGCUGCUAGGAGCAGUGUAACUACCAACUCAUCUACGUCCACACACUCUGACCCACCAGUCGGUCAUUCUGCCAAACGCGCUCCUGCUAAGGGCGCGAAGAAAGGCACCGGCAAGGACAUUACAAAGUGUGCUUCAGCAUCAGCCAGUCCCUCCGGCCGCAAUUCCAAAGGUGCAGCAAAAAAAUCUUCCAGGGUUACGGCAGGGGACAGCGCACCUGGUAGCGGCCACCGCAGCGCUUCCAAGGGCUCCGCGAAGGGCCUUAUCCACACCCAGUCUUCUACCUCAGCCAUCAAGACCAGGUCGAGCCCGAGGAUCACGCUGAGGCGCUGAUGCCAACGCGGACAUUUCACGUUGAAGACUAUCAUAAAAAGCGAUUAAAGCGUUUUUUCUGAUGAUCAGAAGAAAUGCACGACGGGUUUCCAGGAGCUCAUCUCAAAAAAUGUUAGUGUACACCAAUCAGCCACAACAUUAUGACCACCUACAGGAAACGUGGAUAACAUUCGAUGAUUUAAUGUUCUGCUGGGAAACUUUUGGACCUGGUAUUCAUUCAUGUGGGUGUUACUUAGACAUGUAGCACCCACUUAGAUUAAUGUUUUUGUUAUUAAGCUGAUUUCUUUUUUUGAACAAAAAAAAAAAAAGAGUCAGAACCAACAGGUUUCUGCUACAUUUUAAAAAGAGAUUUACGCAGGAUAUACAUAAAAGAUUUAUAAUAAUAAUAAUGAUAAUGCAGUUCAGACCUGGGCCCACACUGACCCAAAGCAAACAGUUUUUCGAUACUAGAGCUUUACCAACAAUAAAAAAUAUAUAUACUGAGCUGAUCAGCCACAACAUUAAAACCACUGACUGGAGAAGUGAAUAACAUCUUGUGAGAAUUCACUGUUCUGCUGGGAAACUUUU
This is a messenger RNA of Mugil cephalus (flathead mullet), 3587 nucleotides long. RefSeq lists its product as uncharacterized. NCBI's taxonomy places the organism in Eukaryota, Metazoa, Chordata, Actinopteri, Mugiliformes, Mugilidae. The record is from RefSeq and is a predicted model, not a curated record. Bases 354 to 3020 code for a protein of 888 amino acids. The transcript has 8 exons.